GAAAACUGAGUCAACGGGCCAGUUAAACACCGUGUUUCUCAUCGGCAAGUCGGUCCCUGUUAAAAAAUAUUCAACAAAUUUAAUUGUUGUCUGCUGACCAUGAAAAUCUGGCCAUGAAACAUUUUUUCAACUAGGCAUUGGACAAGGUUAAGCCCGCCGAAAAGGCACAAACAGAUUAACUUUUAUGUGAAAGUGGGCCAUAGAUAGACAUGGAACCUGGAACGACUCCAUCGCCUGUUGCAGCCCCGGUUUCUGCGCCUGUGGCGCCAUCAGCAGUGGCUACCUCUGUCCAAGCUGUUAGCCCCGCUGCAGUGGCUCCCGCACCAGCGCCACCGAUUGCUGUCACUCAAGUGGCUGCCCCAUCCCCGGUUGCAAGUGUGCAACCGGCAACAGCUACUGUUCCUGAUGCUCCUGCUCCAGCUCCAAUUGCUGCCGCAGCAGUCGCUCCUGUCGCAUCUGCGGCGCCUCCAGUUGUUGCAGCCCCAACUCCGCCAGCAGCAAGUCCAGUUGUAACACCACCCAUUGCUGUUGUCCAGAUUCCGGUUGCUGUUUCAGCACCGGUGGCACCACUCGUUGUUGCAACACCCACUCCUGUUGCCCCAACUCCUGUUGCUGCGCCUGUGAUAGCAACACCACCUGUUGCUGCCGCAGCUCCUACUCCGGCUGCUAUUUCGACACCCGUGGCGCCUCCAGUUGUUGCGACUCCUGUAGUUGCUCCUGUGAUCGACACACCAGCCGUUGUUGCUGCUAACACCACGGUUCCCGUUGCAACACCUAUUGCUGCAGCACCAUCCCCGCCAGUAGCCCCAGCAGCUGUUCCUGUUGUUGAUCCAGUUGAUGCGCCAGCCGUUGCUGCUGCUGCUGCUCCCGUCGUAGCAGAGACUCCAGCUCCAGCGAUCACCUCACGUCCUCCAGCUGAGACUCCGGUUGCAGCCGUACCAGAUUCCGUUGUUCCUGUCAUCCCCGAGGUUCCAGCUCCUAUUGUCGCAGCACCAUCCGUUGCUGUUCCAGAGACUAUGGUCGCCGCAACUCCCAUCGUGGCAGCGACGCCUCCAGCUACUGCUGAGCCAGUGGCCGCUCCACCAACCGCUACUGAAAUCCCAGUCGCUGCUCCGACUGCAGCUUCGCCGCCUGUGCCUGUGCCUGUGCCUGUAGCACCACCUGUGGAGGCUGCAGUGGUGGCUCCUGUGAGCACUUUGACAGAUGCUCCGGUUGCUGCUGCAGCUCCAGCCACUGUACCAGAAACUCCUGCCGUUGUCUCAGUCGUUGCCGAGUCUCCAGUUGCUGCGGAUCCUGUUGUAGCUACACCUACUCCUACUCCUGCCUCGGAGCCCGAACCCAUUGCACCACCUGCAGAAGCCCCAGAAGUUGCUCCAGUGAUCGCUGCAUCACCGGUUGCUGCUGCUGAAAUAACUCCACCAGUUGUGCCUCCUGUGGCCGCAGAAACAAUACCAGCUCCAGUCGUUGCCGCGACUCCAGCUCCUGCGGCACCAGCACCAGCUGCAACGGAGCCUGAGGUCAUUGCACCUGCUGUUUCCGAAGUAGCUCCAGUGAUCGCUCCACCACCCGUUGCUACUGCUGUUGCUGAAACUCCUAUAGAUGAAACGCCUCCUGUUGUCACUCCCGUGGCUGCCGAACCCGUACCAGCUGCAGUCGCUGUCGAGACUCCAGCUCCUGAGAUCCCAGCACCAGUUGCAACAGAACCAGUGAUCACUGCGGCUACAGAUACACCAGAAGUUGCUCCUGUGAUCGCAGCACCCGCUGAUGUACCAGCUGAAGCUCCCGCUGCCGCAGCUCCCAUCCCCGUGCCUACGGAAUCUAUCGAUGUUUCUGUACCAUCAGAAGCGGUCGUGGAAGCCACGCAGCCAGUUGCAACGCCUGCCGAAGUCACAACAGAAGUUACAGUUGCAGACCCUGCUGCUCCUGAGGCAGCUGCAGCAUUAAUUACCGAGCCAGUGGACCCAGCUGUUCCGGAUUCGGUUGAACAAAUUACUUCCGCGCCAACUGUUGAAGUCUCUGCAGAACCAACAUCUUUAGCCGUACCAGAAAUCCCAUUACCACCGCCAACUGAAGCAGUCGCUUCUCCAGAAGUAGCUCUCGUUGCAGAUACACCUUCAGUGCCCAUACCCGAACCAAGCCCAGCGAUUUCUGCAGAACCGAUACCAACGCAGAUUCCAGAAACUGCUGCUGCGAUUCCUGAACCUGUACCGGAAAAAGUCCUGGCUCCUGUCACAGCUGACGCUCCUUCCACAACUCCGGAACCAGAUGUAGUCGCCAUCAAUGACGCCCCUCCAGCAGCCGAAAUCACCACACCCGUUGUUGAAAACGUUCCAGCGGAAUCAAAUGUGGAAGCAGUCAUACCAGUGACUGAACCACCGGUUGCGCAAGAGAUUCCUGCAGCCGAAAUUCCAGAGACGGUGACAAAGCCAGUGGAGGAACAGAGCACCAUCCCUAUACAGGCAGCAGUCUCGGAAGAGGUUUCAAAGUCAGCUGAAGAAGAGGCUCUUCCCAUUGAGCCAUCUCCAGCUGCAAUAGAGGAAUCUCCAGCUGCUGCCGAAGCUGUUCAACCUUCUCCGGAACCAGUGAUUUCCGAAACUCCAGCUGCCGAAGAACCAAUUACGACAGAGGAAACCCCAGUAAAUAUUACUGUGGGAACGUCUGAAGAUGUACCCACUAUUUCGGAGAUACCAGUGGAAGAGGUUUCCACUGCGGAAAUCCCCGAACAGUCAUCGUCACCCCCAGAUUCCGUACCCGUGGCAAAGAUAACUCCUUUGCUAAGAGAACUCCAGACCACCGAUGUUUCGCUAUUGGCCAUUGCCGCCACACUGGAUGCCAUUGGAGAAAAGCUAAAGGACCAAAAGGCCAGAAAUCAGCAAGUAAUGGACAGACUCUGCGAAAUCGAGAAAAUUCUUGGCCCUCCCAAAUCCAAUUAGCUCAAGUUUGAUUGUAAAAGCCUAGAUCAUCUAAAAUAAAGCUGCUAAUAAAGCGUUAUUUCAUCAAUUUAAAAGUAAA
This is a messenger RNA of Drosophila yakuba, 3012 nucleotides long. Its product is annotated as calphotin. Bases 210 to 2933 code for a protein of 907 amino acids. The record is from RefSeq and is a predicted model, not a curated record. The transcript has 2 exons. NCBI's taxonomy places the organism in Eukaryota, Metazoa, Arthropoda, Insecta, Diptera, Drosophilidae.